AUGCAGAUUUUCGUAAAAACACUCACUGGUAAAACCAUAACUUUAGAAGUCGAAAGUUCCGAUACCAUUGAUGCAGUAAAAGCCAAAAUUCAAGAUAAAGAAGGUAUCCCACCUGACCAACAACGUUUAAUAUUUGCUGGUAAACAGCUUGAAGAUGGUCGUACAUUGUCAGACUAUAAUAUACAAAAAGAAUCAACUUUACAUUUAGUAUUAAGAUUACGUGGUGGUAUUAUUGAACCAUCCUUGAAGGCCUUAGCUUCAAAAUACAAUUGUGAGAAAAUGAUUUGUCGUAAAUGUUAUGCUAGAUUACCACCUAGAGCUACCAAUUACCAUGAUGGAAAUGAUGAUAAUUAUGAAGUGGAUAACGAUGGAAACGGUGAUGACGAGGAAGAUACACAUAGAACAAGUAAUAGUAAACAAAAUUCUUAUAGCGAUAAAUAUGUAACUGGUCAAAAACAUUAUCAACUUAAAUCAAAUACUCAGCAAACAGUUUCAAGAAAAGGUUAUUAUGACAAUUUUAUUUUCGAAUAUUAUAAACUUAGAUAUGGAGAUAAUUUUUUAAGUAAAAUUGAAAAGAAUCAAUCUGAAUUUCCUUUAGAUGAUUUUGAUGGCGAUAAUACAGUAGUGGAUUCUAACCCUUCAACCGUGACAAAUAGUGUCAAACUAUCUGCUGAAAAGCAAAGAGAAAGAAAAGAUUGGCAAAGUUUUUUAUCAUCUGUGUUAACUGGCGAGGUUAUAAAGUCUGAGAAACAAAGAAUUAAUUCAAACACUCGUCAGGCUGCAAAUAAUAAUAAUCAAAUUUGGUUAGGAAUUCGAGCUGUUACUCAUGGUUAUCAACUUUCAGAAGAAAAACAAAUUUUGGAUGAAAAGAGACGUCAAAUUGAUGUCACGCUUAAGGAAGUAAUCAACUUUCAAGUACAGCUAAAUGAUGUUUCAGCUCUCGUUCAAGUUACAGAAUUACUUCAAAAAGUUGAUUUUUGUGAAAGCCUUUAUCCAACACGAAAGGCAAUGAUGUCUGACAAGCCUUUAUACAAAUCAGAAAAUUUUCAAUAUAACUUAGAUGCAUUAAAUUCAUGGUUAACAAUAACUAGGAGUUUACAGACCCAACUAAAAAUUCUGCAAGAUUGGACCGGUAGUAAAAAUUUAGAAAUCACAAAACCAAAGGAUUCUCCGGCCGAUGCAGAAAAUCCUUCUUUUUUAGAAAGAAUAUUGAAAGAAAACAGUUUGAAACAAACUUUUGAAAAGAAAACACUUUCCACAUUGAAUUCGCUUUUAUCAAAAGCUAAGCGUGUAAUGAUUGAGAAUGCUGAUUCAUUCGUUAAAAUGAAAUUACCCCCGUAUAUCAACGAGUUUCAACAGCUUUUAAACUUUCCCACAAAACUUAUGGAGGAAUGUAUGAAGCUUUUACUUGAAAUCUCUGGCCGUUUGACGGAUCCAACGAUGCUCAUGAUCCAACAAAGGAUGGAUGACUUUCGUAUUUCGCUUAUUUUGGCCUGUCAAAUCAAACUUCAAUAUUUAAAAUUAAUAACACCAGCAACUGGGUGGGAAAUUCCAUCAUGUAUUGAUGAAAAUUAUAACACUGUCUUACUAGAAUCUUUAAAAUUUUAUUUAAAAUUGUUACAAUGGAAGGUUAAAGGUGGUUAUAAAACAGUUUUUUUUAAGGAAGCUGAAAUAUUGGAAAAUGAAUGGUCAUUUGUAAGUGGUAUUUGUCGUGAUAUUGCUGGUGGUGAAAUUGAGGUUGCUGAACAAUUUUGUACACUUACUAACAAGCUACUUCAAAGUGUUUUAACUUAUUAUGAAUCAAAACUUGAACUACCAAAAAAUAUUGAUGCGGCAAACAUUUAUAAAUGGUAUAAUAAAAUUUUGGAAAGUGUACGUUUAAGGUCUCGUAAACUACUUCGAUUCAUAAAGUACGAAGAUGAAGUUGUGAAAUGUCAAGUAACUGUAAAACAAGGUGAUAAAGAAAUUAUGCGUGGAAAAGAAUUGGAGUUUUUUCAAAUUAUGAGUGGGAUGUUGUAUCAUCUAAAUGCAGAAUAUAGCAUUGAUAAUGUUUUUAGAGAUGAUAAGCUUAAAAAAGCACAUUGUAGAAAUUCAGCUUGGCAUCCACAAAGUCCUGCUUUAAAUCAUAAUGUAGGUGAUACUAAAACCUCAUCAUGA
Messenger RNA from Entrophospora sp. SA101, 2157 nucleotides. The record is from the annotation of a GenBank genome assembly. Lineage: Eukaryota; Fungi; Glomeromycota; Glomeromycetes; Entrophosporales; Entrophosporaceae.